CACGGUUAUCCGCAUAGUUAUGCAUUUAGUUGUUAGCAAAGUGAUGAAACUAAUUUAGCUGAUAAAUAGUGGUCUAAUGAAUCAUGCUGGUGGCAGCUUCAUGAAUGAUUGAUCAAACUUCGAUAGUCAUAAGAUUCAAAUGGUACUGAACAACCAUAGUGUAAUAUCAGAAGACACAUCAGCUAUUCAACUAUUUGUUGUCCCACAAUGAUGGGGCAAAAGGAACAGGCUCGCAUGCAAAUGCUGGCUCAAUGAUAAGAGUAGUGGCAGUGCUGGAACAUUGUAUAACAAAAAGACAUGUGAGAGCUAUUUAAAUUUCGAUGAACGUGGCAGUUCAUCUUUCUUUAUGGGGGGAGGUGUUAGGUCACGAGACCUAAAAUGGUCACUGCAGCGUCAGUGUACUACUGCGUGAUUAUAUAAAAGAAACAUUUCCAUUCCAGGAAAUGUAUUUCAUAUAGUCACUAUCUCAUCAUGUCAUCCUGUGACACCAUUGUAUAUAUUACAUCAUGUUUUUCUGUUACGUUUUUUCUUUCUUUCUUUCUUCCUUUCUCGCCUAUAUAUACGCAGGACAUAUACUGUAUGAGAGGGGUGCCUUUGCUUUCUUAAUAAAACAUUUGUACAUACAAGUGAAGAUUAAAACAAGUCAGGUGGAACCUAACAUUGUUAAUUAACACGAUGUACAUAAUCUGAAUAAGUACCUUGACAACUAUCGUAUAAUGAGAACUAGUUGACUAAAAUGUGAACUUUCUCUUUCUCACGUUCACCUGCUCAUAAAAAUCUUUACAUAUCGCGUAGGCCAAAUAAAAGUUCAACUUGACUGAGUUUAAUUUUGAUCUUAAUGUAUACACACGAAAAAAAAAGAGGAUUAACAUGCGUCGUUUUACCUUGUACACAUCACAUGAAUUCAAUUUGAAUUAAUUCUUCAUCGUAUACUGUAUACAAGGCCUUUCUCUUUUCACAUAUAUCUAUAUAUUUGUUAGGUAAAGGAGAUACAUUUUAUUUUUUUUUGUGUUGAAUAAAUAGAAAUAUGCCGUUUCUUCAAAAACAAUUAAUUAUAUUGAUUGUAAUAUUAAUCAAUUCCAUCAAUAUCGGCACAAAUCCUAUUGAAUUAACUGAAACUCAAUUGAUAUAUAACACAACAAUGGAUGAAUAUCCAAAGUUACGAAAUAAGUUGAAAACAGGCAAGCAACAAUCAAAAAUUGAAAAACGAUUUCUUUCUUCAAGCUUUAAUAACAACAGAUGGAUUGAAAAUAUUAUUACAAUUGCUGGUGGAAAUGGAAAAGGGAAUCAAUCAAAUCAACUUAUGUUUCCUCAAGGUAUUUAUAUUGAUUAUGAUAGUCAAGUGAUUUAUAUUGCCGAUUCGGAAAAUCAUCGAAUAAUUAAAUGGAGAUUUAAUAAUACUAAUGGAGAAAUUGUUGCAGGUGGAAAUGGAAAAGGAAAUGGAAUUAAUCAACUGGAUUCUCCAAAAGAUGUUGUUUUUGAUAAGAAAUCUAAUUCACUUUUUAUUUGUGAUACAGAAAACCGAAGAAUUGUUCAAUGGUUUAAUCAAAUAAACAAAAAUCCACAAAUAAUUACUUCUGAUAUUACUUGUUGGAGCAUUAAAAUCGAUCGAAAGAAUAAUCUUUAUGUUUCUGAUUACGAAAAACGUCAAAUAAGACGAUGGAAAAUAGGAGAAAAUCCAAGAACAGACGGAAUAUUAGUGGCAGGCGGAAAUGGACAAGGUGAUCGUCUUAAUCAAUUAGCUUUUCCUACUUCUAUCUUCGUUGAUCAAGAUUAUACAAUUUAUGCAGCAGAUGGAUGGAAUAAUCGUAUCAUGAAAUGGAUAAAAGAUGCAAAAGAGGGCAUUAUUCUUGCUGGUAGAAAUGGUAAAGGAGAUGGUUUAACACAAUUACAUUUUCCUCAAGGACUAAUUGUUGAUCAUUGGGGUCAAAUUUAUGUAGCUGAUGGAGCGAAUAAUCGAGUAAUGCGUUUUUCAAAUGAAUCUAGUUACGGUGUGAUUGUCAUGGGAGGUAAUGGGCAAGGAAAAAAAUUAAAUCAACUGAUCUGGCCCAGCGGUUUAUCAUUUGAUCGAGAAGGUAAUCUAUAUGUUGCUGAUUGGGGUAAUCAUCGCAUACAAAAGAUUCGAAUCAAUUGA
Messenger RNA from Didymodactylos carnosus, 2134 nucleotides. NCBI's taxonomy places the organism in Eukaryota, Metazoa, Rotifera, Eurotatoria, Philodinida, Philodinidae. The record is from the annotation of a GenBank genome assembly.